AUGGCGAACGUCUUUGAUAUCGGUGAUGUCGAUUUCGAUCGAAUUGCCAAACGUCGUGAUGAAGCCUUGAGGCGCAAGGCAGCAGAACGGGGUGAAACGUUGUUGCAAGGAAUGGACAAAGAAACAACCCAAGAUGAACAAGAAGAGGAAGACGCUUCCUCGGGUCGUCAGUAUGGAAUGCGUUGGGGAUGGAAAGGAUGGGGGGGCAGAGACAAGGGCGGCAGUGGUAGUGGUGGCGGUACUGGUACCCAGGCAACAGCUGAAGAAGACAAACAAGAAGCGGAAGAAAUUUUGUUUGGUGGAAAGCGUGUCGUCCAAUGGCCCUAUGAUGAUUAUCACAUUGUCCAGCAAAAGUUUUACACCCGGCUAGCAGAAAUCGAAGAAGGUGGUGGGGAGUCCAAACAAGAAGCAGUGCAAAGAGCUGCCGCUGCUCAAAACUUGCAGCGACCUCCGGAUCCACCAAUCAUUAGCAAGGCAGUCCAAGACUUGCCCCUGAAGGGUUUUGAGGCCAAGGCGGAAGAACGCGCCAUUGCUACUGUCAGUACAUGGCUCUUUGAUUGCGGUCUUAUUGAUGAACUUCUUGAAAAUGGAGGAAUGUCCAGCAUGGCAAUUCAGACCAAUCACAACAAAACAAAAAAGGGCGACGCUGCCUCCGUUCCAAGUCAAGAGGGAAUUGAGGUUGGAUUGACAGGUGGCUUGCCCAUUGAAGGUCCUUCGAAAAUGGACAAGGAAAUGAGCAAAUUAAAAGCCAGUCAACAGCGAACCCUCACUCUCAUUAAUUCUCGUCUGAACGAUGGUGUCGCCGCUUCAGGAGGAGAAGUUCAAGAAUUGGUGAAUGCUGUCAACUCGACCAAGGAUGAACUGGGACGACUACGAGAAUUGUCGACGUAUAUUUCCAGUAGCAAUACCGAUCAAGGAGGUCAAAAAUUCAUGCUUACCAAGUACCCCAAACUCAAAAAGGCCAUUAAUGCCAGACGCAACUUGGCCAAGUGCUUUCGUGAACUCGACUUUUACUCAAAGAUUCCAAUUACUUGCGAUGAACUGAGAGAGCAGCUUCACUCUGCCGAAUGGACAGAUGAUGAAUGGUAUUCUUUGCGAGAGGUAUCCAGAAAGCAUGUUGAACUGGAGAUUUUCUUGGUGGAAGCUGAAUUGGGAAUGAAGAAGCGAAUUGACGAAGAUAUCGCGGAAUCCGGCGCUGCCGGUGGUGCGGGGUACCGACCGCAAUUGGGAUUGCCAUACAAUCACGAAGAAGUUGAUAACUUUUUGCAAGAUCAUGUCAAGAAUGUUUGGGAAUUAGGCGAAGAAAUUCGAAUGCGUAUUCAAUCUGGAAUUGGAAGUGCCUUUGAAUUGACCAUGGAGAAUCCAUCUGGUAUGGUCGCCUUGGUAGAGGCAGUCGAACACUACGAAUCUGCCAAUCUCGAAUACAAGACGGUUCACGGACAAGAGGCUGGUCAGAAACAAACCUUGCGAUUCACAAACAUGAGAGCUUUUGCUUUGAAGCAAAUCUAUUCAGAUUUCCACUUGAGGGGAGAAGAAAUGUUCAAUCAAGUCCACGAAAAUGAGGAAAACGCUGAAUAUGACGAUGAUGAAGCAGCGGCCAAUGCCCACUUCUCCGCUGUACUCCGAACUGCUAAUGGUCUGACCUCUGAAAUGAUUUUUGUCCAAAAUCAAAUGUGUCCGUGCUUUCCACCCUACUGGUCCAUUGAAACCCUUUGGGCGACUUGUGUGGCUCACAUUUGUUCCAAGGAAAUUCUCGAGCAAAUUGGUGGCAAAGAAGGUCACUUGCUUCCUGAACUCAAUGCGUCUCAGCUGUUGGAUCUGGUGGCAUGGGUGGAGAACUUUCGCGAAACGAUUGAAGAAUCCUUCCCCAAUAUUAUGGAUCACGAUCCCAAGGUGUCGUUUGACAGUGAACGCCCCCAACUUUUGGGCGAAGAUGCGAAAUCCAUUGAUAUGGACGUAGCCAAGGAUGCCUUGGCCUAUGCCAACAAGACAUUAUGGGAAGUCCAUGACUUGGCCAAGGAUGAAUUCCUCUUUCGUACCAAGGAGCAAACCGACGAAUGGCUCAUUCGUGUGUACGAAGCAGAACAUACCAAGAGCCAAACUGCCGAGGGAAAACUCAUUACUUCCUUGUGCGAGGAUGUCUAUUCUUUGGCUGGUGUCCAAUUGACCACCAUUCGUGAGCGUUUGACCAAGAAGUCCGAUGCCAUGGUUCAAGCGGUUGGUCUUAUUUUCAAGAAUCUUUACGAGAAGCAAAUCGAAUCCCGAAACAAUUUCCUCGAAGACUUUGAAACUUGUUGUGCUGCCUCCAAUGACUUUAUUCGAAUGAGUGAUAACUGCGAAGAGAUUGUCAGCGAUCUGAUGGAAGAAACGAAUUUGUCGGAAGCUUCUACAGAAAUUUUGGAAGAGCAAUCUGGUGCUUUGUUGGGAUUGUAUUCGAGUGAUGCCGUCUUUGCUUCACAAAAGAUCCACAUUUAUGUUUUUGAGCCCAUCGAGGAAGCCAUUUCAGAAGAGCUGUUUGGCAAGGAAUGGUUGAAUGAGUUGACCAAUAACGAUUUGGCUUUGACAUUGGUCCGAACCAUUGAGGAUUUCAUGGGUGACUUGGAAGAAUAUUUGGAUGAACUAAUGGUCGGCAAAACGUUGGAAGCUCUGAUUACUGGUACUGUGUUGUUCUACACCAAGACGCUGCUGGCCAAGUCCAGUGCUCAUACAAGCAAGACCAAGCCACUAUGGGGUGAUAACGCUCGUGCACUAGAGCGCAUUCAAGGUGAUAUCGCAGUCAUGCGUGAGUUCUUUGAAGAGCUCGCCGAUUCCUACCCGUCUUUGCCACGAGUAAUGGAAAGCGAAUUUGGUAUUUUGGAUAAUAUCUAUGAGCUUUUGUCCAUUGCCAACGGCACCUCGGAUUCAACAGACCGUGAUUUUGUGAUUUUGCUGCAAAAGAGAAUCAAGAAUAUUCCGAUCACAAAGUACGUUGUAGGUGAUUUGUUCCAUAUGGUCAAUCCGGCCAGGGAAGAAGGAGUUUACGCUUUGAUCGACUCUAUGGCAGACGAGCUGAUGGCGGUAGCUCCAAAUGAUGAACAGGCCUUUGAUGUUGUUUUGGCCCGUCAGACAGUUCCCGGUCUACGUCUGGAUCAAGAGCUGGCCAAGCACUGCGACGAAAGUCGAGGAAAACGUGCUCGUCCUGGACUGUCAAGAACGGCCACGGAAGAAGGAGAAAUUAUGUUGAAUCGAUGGAAGAAGACCUGGAACAAGGUCAAGACACAACUCGAAGAGUAG
This is a messenger RNA of Cylindrotheca closterium, 3273 nucleotides long. Lineage: Eukaryota; Bacillariophyta; Bacillariophyceae; Bacillariales; Bacillariaceae. The record is from the annotation of a GenBank genome assembly.